CAGUCUGUGCGCGGCUGCCGUGCAGGGAGGUCGCCGUGCAAGUGCCGAGUUCGCGUACGUGGCGUCUUACUAGGGACGAAGCUCCGCGUAUCUCUGUGGACACCUGUGCACCAGCCACUGUGUCGUCGUCGACGGAAUCCGACAGGAACCAGACCACAGUGAACACGAUCGAAAGUCUUGGUGGCAAGGACUCAAAGUACACAGCAGUGAAUGCAGCUGAAGUAAUAAAAUGGAUGCCGGUAAGAAACAUGAGAAGCCUCCUAACCCACGAGCAUCAGCUAAUCCACUUUCAGCCUUAACAUAUUGGUGGAUACUUGAUACAUUCAAGAAAGGCUACAAAAGAGAUCUGGAAAUAGAAGAUUUAUUUGUUCCUCUUAAGGAGCACAGAUCUGAUCUUCUUGGAGAUAGGAUUGAAAGGAUAUGGGAGGAUGAGCUGAAAAGAGCCAAACAAGCAAAUAGAUGUCCAAGUUUAACACGUGUGCUUUGUAGAUGCUUUGGUCUGAAGAUAAUGGCUUACGGCUUGGUCCUUGCAGCAACUGAACUAUUUUUAAGACUCCAACAACCUGUCUUCCUGGGUUAUCUGAUAAGAUACUUCACUUCACACAGCCAGAAGGAAAUUCUGCAGGAAAAGCUUACACAACCUUUGUUCUUAGGUCGACUGAUACGUUUUUUCAAUCCUGGAAGUGACAUUUCCGAAGAAGAGGCAUAUGGAUAUGCAGCUGCUGUUAUUUUAUGUUCAGCAUUCAACAUAUUUGUUAUUCAUCCGUAUAUGAUGGCUAUUCUCCAUAUGGGCAUGAAAAUAAGGGUAGCAUGCUGUUCACUUAUAUACAGGAAGGCACUGAAACUGAGCAAGACAGCACUAGGUGAAACAACAGCAGGCCAAAUUGUGAACCUACUUUCAAAUGAUGUUAAUCGUUUUGAUGUUGCUGUAAUAUUUGUCCAUUAUCUAUGGUUGGGACCUGUAGAAACAGUAAUUGUAGCAUAUUUUCUGUGGAAUAUAGUAGGAGUAUCAGCACUAAUAGGUGUGGCAUCACUGCUGCUCUUCAUACCACUGCAAGGAUACCUGGGGAAAAAAACAUCUACCUACAGAUUAAAAACAGCCAUAAGGACAGAUGAACGUGUCAGACUAAUGAAUGAAAUAAUUAGUGGAAUUCAAGUUAUAAAGAUGUAUACAUGGGAAAAACCAUUUUCAAAGCUUGUGUCUCAAGCCAGGAGGCAUGAAAUUAAAUCCAUAAGGGUCACAUCGUACAUUCGUGGUAUACUGCUUUCAUUCAUCAUGUUUACCACCAGAAUAUCAAUAUUUCUGACUAUCUUAGCAUAUGUUUUAUUAGGAUAUGAGAUAACAGCAGAAAAGGUUUUUGUUAUGACAUCAUAUUAUAACAUCCUGAGACAGACAAUGACAGUUUUCUUUCCACAAGGAAUCUCCCAAGUGGCUGAAGGCAUGGUGUCAAUAAAAAGAUUACAGAAAUUUCUUCUGUAUGAGGAAACAAUAAUUCAUCAGCCAAACAUGAGGAUGUCUGUCAAAACUGAUGAAAAUAAUAAAGAUACUCUGCCAGUUAAAACAAAACAGGUAGCAGAUGGUGUUGAAGGCAAUGGUGUGGCUUUAGACUGUAUUAAGUCUCAGAAUGAGAUGAAUGACAAAUCUUGUGAAAAAGUAAAUUCUGCACCAUCUGGUGGAAUAAUUCUGGAAAAAGCUACAGCUAAGUGGACCUCAGCUGCUAAUGAGAAUACAUUGACAGACAUAUCUUUGUCACUGCAUCCAGGCCAGUUGAUUGCGAUAAUAGGUCCUGUAGGGGCUGGAAAGACUUCACUAUUACACGUAAUUCUUAGAGAGCUGGAACUGUCAAGUGGUACACUUAAAAUCAAUGGGAGUGUUUCCUAUGCAUCACAGGAACCCUGGAUGUUUGCAGGUUCUGUGAGACAAAAUAUUCUUUUUGGCCAGCCAUAUGUUCGUGAAAGAUACAACCAUGUUGUGAAUGUUUGUGCACUGAAGCGUGAUUUCCAGCUCCUUCCUUAUGGGGACAAAACUAUAGUUGGUGAAAGAGGAGUUUCCCUCAGUGGUGGACAGAGAGCACGUGUCAAUCUUGCAAGAGCCAUUUACAAAAAUGCAGACAUUUAUCUUCUAGAUGAUCCCUUAUCAGCUGUUGACACACACGUUGGGAAACAUUUGUUUGAAGAUUGCAUAACAGAACAUCUCAAAGACAAAGCCAGGAUUCUUGUAACACAUCAGCUACAGUACCUGAAACAUGUUGAUAAAAUUGUCAUCCUGAAUAAUGGUCAAAUAGAGGCAAUGGGUACAUACAGUGAACUUCAAGCCAGUGGCCUGGAUUUUGCUUCUCUGCUGAAAGAAACAGAGAAUGAACCUGAAGAAGACCAGUUAUCUGAUGACAUUUCAUCUCUCAAGAGUAUUGCUCGUCUAUCUCUUGGGAGUGUGAACUCAGUUGAUGAAACUAAGCAACAGGAGCCAGUAGAAGUGGCAGAAAUGAGAACUUCAGGUCGUGUUGGAGGCCAUGUUUACAAAGGAUAUUUCAGUGCUGGUGGCAACUGCUGUGUCAUCUUCACAAUGUUUUUCAUGUUCUUCUUGGCACAAUUUGCAGCCAGUGGUGCAGAUUAUUGGCUUACAUACUGGACAAAUGUCGAGGAGCUUCGUAUGCAGAACAACAUUACUAAUUCUUCUGUCAGUGAAGAUAGCAUGGAAAUACCUGCUGACAGUACCCUUAUGAGCAGGGAGAUGUGCAUCUAUGUUUUUACCGCUGUAUCUGUUGCAGUGAUAAUUGUAUCCUUGACACGUUCAUUUCUUUUCUUUAUGGUAUGCAUGCGGGCAUCUAUGAAUUUGCAUGACCGUAUGUUCGAAUGCAUUACCAGAGCAAGAAUGUACUUCUUCAACACAAAUACAUCUGGUCGAAUAUUGAACAGAUUUUCAAAGGACAUGGGCUGUAUUGAUGAAAUGCUGCCACAAGCAAUGAUUGAUACACUACAGAUUGGCCUAGCACUUCUUGGUAUCAUUGUGGUUGUGGCAGUUGUUAACGUUUCACUUCUGAUACCUACUGCUGUUAUUGGGAUUGUAUUCUAUAUACUUCGCCUGUUCUAUCUGUCCACAUCUCGGAGUGUCAAAAGACUGGAAGGGAUAACUAGAAGUCCAGUUUUUGCUCACUUGAAUGCCUCACUUCAGGGUCUGACAACAAUAAGAGCCUAUGGAGCUCAAGAAGUGCUGGAGAAGGAAUUUGACAAUCAUCAGGAUUUACAUUCCUCAGCAUGGUUCAUUUUCAUUGCUUCAAGUCGAGCAUUUGGGUUUUGGCUGGAUGUAGUGUGUUUGGUAUACAUAGCACUGGUCACACUUAGUUUCCUGGUAAUUGGAGGAGAACGGUUUGGAGGAAAUGUUGGCCUUGCCAUCACACAAUCAAUUGGGCUGACUGGAAUGUUUCAGUGGGGCAUGAGGCAGUCAGCUGAACUAGAAAACCAAAUGACUUCAGUGGAACGUGUUUUGGAGUACACUACUCUGGAAAAGGAACCUUCACUGGAGUCGGAACAAGGUAAAAAGCCACCUGCCAACUGGCCAAAGAAUGGAGAGAUUGUGUUCAAGAACAUGUAUUUGAGGUAUGCUAAGGAUGAGCCUCCAGUGCUGAAGAAUUUGAACUUCGUCGUCCAAGCAAAAGACAAGGUGGGUAUUGUGGGCCGCACUGGAGCAGGAAAGUCGUCUUUAAUAGCAUCACUGUUUAGGCUGGCUGAUAUUGAGGGAUCUAUUAUUAUAGAUAAGAUCGACACUGCUACAAUUGGAUUGCAUGAUUUGCGUAGCAAAGUUUCUAUUAUUCCUCAAGAACCAGUUCUCUUCUCGGGAACAAUGCGUAAAAACUUGGACCCAUUUGAUGAACAUCCUGAUCAUGUAUUGUGGAAAGCUCUUGAAGAGGUGGAACUGAAAGAAGCUGUUGAGGACCUGACAGCUGGCUUAAAUUCAAAAAUGUCCGAGGGGGGCUCAAAUUUCAGUGUGGGACAACGACAAUUGGUGUGUUUGGCAAGAGCCAUUAUAAGAAAGAACAAAAUCCUUGUGAUGGAUGAAGCAACGGCCAAUGUGGACCCAAAGACCGACACUCUGAUCCAGAAAACCAUAAGGCAGAAGUUUAAUGAUUGCACAGUAUUGACAAUUGCCCAUAGGCUACAUACAGUAAUGGACAGUGACAAAGUGUUGGUGAUGGAUGCAGGGAUUGUAGUGGAAUAUGAUCACCCACACAAGUUACUACAAAACAUGAAUGGAUAUUUGUAUAAAAUGGUGGAACAGACUGGAAAAUCCAUGAUGGAAAGCUUAAUUAAAGUUGCUGAAGAGAGCUACAGAUCACAAGGAAAAAGCUGAAUAUAUAAACUGGUAUUAAUAAUGGAAUAGAUGCUGUUACAUUCCGUCAGUUGUGAUCUGAAGCCGUGUUUGAUUGGCCUUACUUAACACAGAACCAGCAAAGUUCUGUUGAAAUCUUCCUAGUCAAGAUACAUAUAGAAAGGAAAACAAAGUGAAUUUACUAUGACAGUUUACUUACGUGUCCCACAGAUCUCAGGGAUUUUCAGUAUUUAUAAGAACUGAAAAACUCAGUAUAUGUUUUGUAUGUGUAAUGUAUAAAUUAUAAAAACAUUUUAUAAUGUGAAUAUGUGAAGUGUGAUUCAUUGUAUGUAAAUAUGUAUUAUGUUUAUAAAGAGUGGUCAUGCUCUCUUGUACUUAAAGUACCUUGCACAAAAUAAACAACUUUUUGAUA
This is a messenger RNA of Schistocerca serialis cubense, 4739 nucleotides long. Its product is annotated as probable multidrug resistance-associated protein lethal(2)03659. Gene Ontology annotation, cellular component: membrane. The coding region runs from base 230 to 4348 and encodes 1372 amino acids. Gene Ontology annotation, molecular function: ATP binding; ABC-type transporter activity; ATP hydrolysis activity. Lineage: Eukaryota; Metazoa; Arthropoda; Insecta; Orthoptera; Acrididae. The record is from RefSeq and is a predicted model, not a curated record. The transcript has 28 exons. Gene Ontology annotation, biological process: transmembrane transport.